CUAUUAUUGUGUACAGGUUGCCCUGGACCUGGAAGUGCAGCAAACUCCUAAUGAAGUUCAUACAUGCUGGAUUAAAUACCAUAGCUAUGAUUCUUGCAAUUGUUUCUAUGGUAGCCGUGUUUGAAUUCCACAAUGCCAGGAACAUUCCUAACAUGUACAGCCUGCACAGCUGGAUUGGGCUGACUGCUGUUAUAUUUUAUUCUCUCCAGCUUUUUUUGGGUUUCGCUGUCUUUCUGCUCCCGUUUGCUCCAGUUACCCUCCGAGCAGCUCUCAUGCCAAUACAUGUUUAUUCGGGUCUUACCAUCUUUGCAACAGUGAUUGCAACUGCUCUCAUGGGAAUCACAGAAAAGCUUAUCUUUUCAUUGAAGAAUCCUGCAUAUAGUGCAUCCCCACCAGAGGCAACUUUUGUCAACUGUCUUGGUCUUUUGCUUGUCAUAUAUGGUGCACUUAUUUUGUGGAUGGCAAGUAGGCCCCACUGGAAGCGCCCCCCAGAAGAGAAUGUUAAAGUUCUGCGGCCCGUUGGAGGGACUCCUGAAGGCACAGAAGCGGAAUCCACAAUGACAGAUGGUAGUAAUGCAGAUAAAUCUGAUCUGAGGGUCACUAGUGAAGCAGCAAGAAAACAAAACCUCAAAUUUGAUGAAGCAGGCCAACGAUCAACUAUGUAAACAAAAUACACAGAAUAACAGUACUAUUAUACUGCCAACUCCUCUUUUCCUUCCAAUUUAGUUAUACUGAUAUACACGUAGGUUGGGGGUUUAUUUUCAGUAUGGCUUGCUUAAAGA
Balearica regulorum gibbericeps (East African grey crowned-crane) is the source of this 782-nucleotide messenger RNA. The record is from RefSeq and is a predicted model, not a curated record. NCBI's taxonomy places the organism in Eukaryota, Metazoa, Chordata, Aves, Gruiformes, Gruidae.